This is a messenger RNA of Lathyrus sativus (Indian pea), 1746 nucleotides long. The record is from the annotation of a GenBank genome assembly. NCBI's taxonomy places the organism in Eukaryota, Viridiplantae, Streptophyta, Magnoliopsida, Fabales, Fabaceae.
AUGUGUGACCUCAUGUCUGCGCCCGUUGACCGGCCUAUUAAACUCGGUUAUGAAAUGGAGUCUUCUGAGGAUGAAAAGAAGAAAAGGGUUGGGUCUAUUAAGAAAGUGGCAUUGAGUGCCUCAAGUAAGUUCAAGAAUUCCUUCACCAAGAAGGGAAGGAAGCAUAGCAGGGUUAUGUCUAUUUCUAUUGAAGAUAAUUUUGAUGCAGAAGAGUUAACCAUUGUUGACGCUUUUCGGCAAGCACUCAUCUUGGAAGAGCUCUUGCCCUCAAAGCAUGAUGAUCCUCAUAUGAUGCUAAGAUUUUUAAGGGCAAGAAAAUAUGAUAUAGAGAAAACAAAACAAAUGUGGUCAGAUAUGCUUAAGUGGAAAAAGGAGUUUGGUGCUGACACUAUCAUGGAGGAUUUUGAAUUCAAGGAACUUGAUGAAGUUCUAAAAUACUAUCCACAAGGGCAUCAUGGAGUUGAUAAAGAUGGAAGACCUGUUUACAUUGAAAGGUUAGGCCAGGUUGAUUGCAACAAGCUGUUGCAAGUAACAUCGGUUGAACGUUAUCUCAAGUACCAUGUCCGAGAGUUUGAGAGGGCUUUUGCUAUUAAGUUGCCUGCAUGUUCAAUUGCAGCAAAGAAGCACAUUGAUCAAAGCACAACUAUCUUGGAUGUGCAAGGAGUGGGUCUUAGAAGUAUGAACAAAGCUGCAAGGGAUCUCCUCCAGAGGCUUCAGAAGAUUGAUGGUGACAACUAUCCUGAGUCGUUGAAUCGUAUGUUCAUCAUCAAUGCUGGUUCUGGAUUUAGGCUAUUGUGGAACACUAUUAAGUCAUUCCUUGAUCCCAAAACCACCUCAAAAAUCCAUGUGCUAGGUAACAAGUACCAGAGCAAGUUGCUAGAAAUCAUUGAUGCCAGUGAACUUCCAGAGUUCUUGGGAGGUACUUGUACUUGUGCAGAUAAAGGUGGAUGCAUGCUAUCGGACAAGGGUCCAUGGAAUGAUCCAGAGAUCUUGAAGCUGGCUCAAAAUGGUGUUGCAAAAUGCACAACAAAAGCUUUAUCCGGAAUCAAAGAGAAAACAAUCAAACAAGAGGAGACUACAUAUCAGAAGGGAUUCAAAGAAUCAUAUCCAGAGACUCAUGAUGUUCAUUGUUUAUCCAUGGAUACACCAAAAUCCUAUGCUGUUGCAAAGAAAUGUGGUGUUUAUCAAUAUGAUUCCUUUGUUCCAGCACUUGGCAAAGAAGUGGAUUCAUCGUGGAAGAAAACAGUACAAACUGAUCAAUAUCCAAUUUCUAAAGAUUGUUUCUCCAACAAUAAUGAAAAUAAUUCUGGUAAACUUAGCAGUCAAUUUGUUGGUGGAAUAAUGGCCCUUAUUAUGGGAAUUGUAACCAUGUUUCGCAUGACAAGUAACAUGCCAAGGAAAGUCACAGAAGCAGCACUUUAUGGUGGCAGCUCAGUGUAUUAUAAUGGCAAUAUGCUGAAAGCACCUGCCAUUUCUAGCAACGACUAUAUGGACAUAAUGAAACGCAUGGCUGAACUUGAAGAAAAGGUUGCUGUUCUCAGUGCUAGACCUGUCAUGCCUCCUGAAAAAGAAGAAAUGCUUAAUACUGCUCUAACCAGGGUCACUAGUCUUGAACAAGUCUUGGAUGCAACCAAAAAGGCACUAGAUGAUGCCCUUGCUAGACAAGAUGGUCUUCAAUCUCAAAUUGACAAGAAGAAAAAGAAGAAGAAGAAGUUGGUACGUUAUAUGUGUUGUGCAUUUCCAUAA